Periophthalmus magnuspinnatus is the source of this 6341-nucleotide messenger RNA. RefSeq names its product formin-like 2a (gene fmnl2a). Gene Ontology annotation, molecular function: actin filament binding; small GTPase binding. The record is from RefSeq and is a predicted model, not a curated record. Gene Ontology annotation, biological process: regulation of cell shape; cell migration; cortical actin cytoskeleton organization. Lineage: Eukaryota; Metazoa; Chordata; Actinopteri; Gobiiformes; Gobiidae. Gene Ontology annotation, cellular component: cytosol. The coding region runs from base 541 to 3834 and encodes 1097 amino acids. The transcript has 27 exons.
AGAAGAAGAAGCAGGGGAAGGAGUGGGAGUCUUCACCCCCUCAAAGAGCUCAUUGUGGGGAGGGCUGAGAGAGGACCCCAUCCGCUUUAACUAGCUGGUCAGCGGUGCAUGGAUUAGCUGCGUGCCCAAGAGCCCCUGCGCGCACACACAGCCACACACGCUCAGAGGAGGAGGAGGACUGCUCAACGUGAAUCAUGCCCAUCGUCAUUACUACCGACUGGGAGUGGAGCCGAAAUUGUGCAAGAUACGGAUAACUAACUGUCUGCACUUACAAGUUUUUUUUUAGUUUUUUCCAACCCAGCUCCUUCAGAUUCAGAAAGAAAUGCGUCGCCGGAGACUAGAAGCGAACGGUGGCGUCUGCGCUCACGUGUGCUUUAUGUUCAAGAAGUGACCAGGAUUAACAACAACAAGCUCCACUGACGGGAAAGCCAAAGGAGAACCACGCAAAUCGGAUAUAUUUAGUCGACUUUUGAGUGCCAAUUCUUCUCUCAAGUUGUUAGCUUUUUGAAAACUUGUUGGUUUAAAGCGACGUGAACAGCCAUGGGGAACGCAGGCAGCAUGGAUCAGCACACGGACUUAAGGGGACACAAUAUGCCCCUGAAAUUACCUAUGCCAGACCCGGGAGAGCUAGAAGAGAGAUUCGCGAUUGUCUUGAAUUCCAUGAAUCUUCCUCCGGACAAAGCCAGGCUCCUGCGGCAGUACGACAACGAGAAGAAGUGGGAACUCAUCUGUGACCAGGAGCGAUUUCAAGUGAAAAACCCCCCUCACACAUACAUCCAAAAGUUGCGUGGUUAUCUGGACCCCGCGGUCACGAGGAAGAAAUUCCGACGGAGAGUUCAGGAGUCCACCCAAGUCCUGAGAGAGCUGGAAAUUUCGUUACGGACCAAUCAUAUAGGGUGGGUGAGGGAGUUUCUAAAUGAAGAGAACAAGGGGCUGGACGUGCUGGUGGAGUAUCUUUCUUUUGCACAGUAUGCCGUCACAUUCGAUGGAGACUGCUUGGAAAAUAACCCAGAUGCCAUGGACAAGAACAAGCCCUGGGGUCGCUCUAUAGAAGACCUGCAUGGAGGAAGCACUUUGCCGUCUCCCAUCACCGGGAACGGGCUCACUCGCAUGGGACGACACUCAACGCUAAGGGCACCAAAUUCACUGAGCUGUCCCAGGUGUGCUCAAAUGAAAAGAUGUAACACACUGCCCAGCCGGAGGACGCUAAAGAACUCCAGACUGGUGUGUAAGAAGGAUGACGUCCACGUUUGCAUCAUGUGCCUACGCGCCAUCAUGAACUACCAGUAUGGAUUCAACAUGGUCAUGUCGCACCCACACGCUGUGAAUGAAAUUGCACUAAGUCUCAACAAUAAAAAUCCAAGGACAAAAGCUCUCGUCUUGGAACUCCUGGCGGCUGUUUGUCUCGUGAGAGGGGGCCAUGAAAUCAUCCUCUCUGCGUUUGACAACUUUAAGGAGGUCUGCGUGGAGGAGCAGCGUUUCGAGAAGCUAAUGGAGUACUUUAAGAACGAGGACAACAACAUCGACUUCAUGGUGGCGUGUAUGCAGUUCAUAAACAUCGUAGUGCACUCAGUGGAAGACAUGAACUUCCGAGUCCAUCUCCAGUACGACUUCACCAAGCUACUUCUAGACGACUACUUAGACAAACUGAAGCACACGGAGAGCGAUAAGCUACAGGUGCAGAUCCAGGCGUACUUGGACAAUGUGUUUGAUGUGGGAGCUCUUCUGGAAGAUGCAGAGACCAAAAACGCGGCCCUGGAGCGAGUGGAGGAGCUGGAGGAGAAUAUGUCUCACAUGACAGAAAAACUACAGGACACAGAGAACGAAGCCAUGGCCAAAAUUGUGGAGUUGGAAAAACAGCUGAUGCAAAGGAACAAAGAUUUAGAUUCUAUAAGGGAACACUACAAAGAAACCACGUCCCAGGUCCUGGCACUGAGGCAGAUGUUGAAGGAGAAAGACGAGGCCAUUCAGAGACAGUCGAAGCUCGAGAAGAAGAUUCAUGAAUUAGAAAAACAGGGCACCAUCAAGAUCCAGAAGAAAGGGGACGGUGACAUAUCCAUCCUGGCCUCGCCCACGGGAGGAGGAGGAGGAGGAGGAGGAGGAGGAACGCCUGGGGCAAUCCUGGGCUCAAACCACGUGGAGGUCACAGGGGGCGUGGUCGCUCCUCCUCCUCCACCCCCUCCUCCACUUCCAGUCAACGGCACAUUACCAAACGGACCACUAUCGGUUAUCCCCCCAGCAGCUCCUCCACCCCCGCCUCCUCCUCCUCCACCACCCCCACCUCCAGGACCAGAGAUGUCCGCUCCGCUACCCCCGCCGCCACCACCUGUAGCGCCUCCUCUGCCCGGAUCUGGCACACCCACCGUCAUCAUGAACUCCGGUCUAGCUGCUGUGAAGAUCAAGAAGCCCAUCAAGACCAAGUUCCGCAUGCCGGUCUUCAACUGGGUGGCGCUGAAACCCAACCAGAUCAACGGCACGGUGUUCAACGAAAUCGAUGACGAGAGGAUACUUGAGGAUCUUAACGUGGAUGAGUUUGAGGAGAUGUUCAAGACCAAAGCCCAGGGCCCGCCCAUCGAUCUGAGCAUGAGCAAACAGAAGGUGAUCCAAAAGGGACCGAACAAGGUGACGCUGCUCGACUCCAACCGAGCCAAGAACCUGGCCAUUACCCUGCGGAAGGUGGGCAAGGCGCCAGAGGAGAUCUGCAGAGCCAUACAACUGUUUGACCUCCGAACUCUGCCCGUGGACUAUGUGGAGUGUCUGAUGCGCUUCCAGCCCACGGAGAAUGAGGUGAAGGUGCUGCGACAGUUCGAGAAAGAGAAAAAACCUGUGGAGAGCCUGACAGACGAGGACCGCUUUAUGAUGCAGUUCAGUAAAAUCGAGAGGCUGAUGCAGAAGAUGACCAUCAUGGCCUUCAUCGGCAACUUCUGUGAGAGCGUGCAGAUGCUAACGCCGCAACUGCAUGCGGUUAUUGCUGCAUCUGUAUCCAUUAAGUCAUCACAGAAACUUAAGAAAAUAUUAGAGAUUAUCCUGGCACUCGGAAACUACAUGAACAGCAGCAAAAGAGGAGCUGUUUAUGGCUUCAAGCUUCAGAGUUUAGACUUGCUCCUCGAAACCAAGUCGACGGACCGUAAAAUGACACUCCUUCACUACAUCGCCAACGUGGUCAAAGAAAAGUACCAGCAAGUCUCCCUCUUCUACAACGAAAUGCACUAUGUCGAGAAGGCAGCAGCAGUGUCACUAGAAAAUGUGCUACUGGACGUGAAGGAGCUACAGAGAGGCAUGGAGCUGACCAAGAGGGAGUACAGCAUGCAUGGACACAACACCAUGCUGAAAGAUUUCAUCACGCACAAUGACGCUAAGCUAAAGAAGCUACAAGAUGAUGCUAAGAUUGCACAGGAUGCGUUUGACGAGGUCGUGAAAUUCUUUGGGGAGAACGCCAAAACGACACCGCCUUCAGUCUUCUUCCCCGUGUUUGUGAGAUUUGUGAAGGCUUAUAGGCAAGCAGAGGAGGACAAUGAGCAGAAGAGGAGACAGGAGCAGCUCUUGAUGGAGAAACUUCUAGAACAGGAGGCCAUGUUGGAGGAGAACCAGAAGUCUCCGUCCCAAAAGAACAAGAAGCAGCAGCAGCAGCAGGAACUGAUCCAGGAGCUGAGGAGGAAGCAGGUCAAAGACAAUCGACACGUGUACGAGGGCAAAGACGGAGCCAUAGAAGACAUCAUCACGGAUUUGAGGAACCAGCCUUACCGUAGAGCCGACGCCGUGCGCAGAAGUGUCCGGAGGAAAUUCGACGACCAAAACCUGCGGCCAAUCAACAACGGGGAAGUGUUCAUGUAAAGAAAGAGAGAGAAAGUGAAGAAAUGAUGGAUAAAGAAGACGAGUAAAGACAAAAGAAGGUUGAUAGAAGGAUGAGCGAACGUAGCAGAAACCAUAGAGACGAUUAUGUAUAUAUAUUUUACAUAAGGAACUGCAUACCUGUGGUGUAGCAGCUGUUUUAUGAAGGACUGGACCGAAUGGAGAGUUUCAAAAGGUUUAUGGGAAAUCUUUAAACCCAGACAAGUGCCUCUGUGUCUGUUUGUCGACUUUUUUCACAUUUGGAGCAAUACACAAUUCAAGCAGGCUUUAAUCUAAAAGCAACAUGCAAAACUGGACUUUUGUAUGAAGAAGUGGUGAAUGUCUAAAGGCAGUUAAUGUAGCCGUUACAUUUAGCAUGACCGAGUAGCCUGGCCAGCCCAACCCGUGCACUUUCACAUCAAAUGCAGACUGUUUUAAACUAAUUUAAAGUUAUUUUAGUCUUUUUUGUGUGGAUUAUUUUAUUUCCGUUCAACUUUUCAUUUCAUAGGUCCAUAAAAAAAUAAUUGAACUGAUAAGGUCAAAUAUAAAAUGUGGUGGUGGAAUGAACUGGAAACACCAUUUUAAUAACUACAAAUUGUAUGCUGUUUGGCCACAAGGGGUCAGUAAAAGUACAAGAUUUGAGUCCACAUUUUCUACUUGAUUCAAAGGUAAUGGGAGUACUGAACAUUUGUACUGAAGUAAAAAUACAAUUACAUAAACAUGAACUCAAGUACUGCUGCCAAAAUUGUACUUAAAUAAAGGUACUAGUUACUUUAGUAGAAUUUUGUUAGACUUUUUGAUAUGUCUUUUGAGCAAAACGUGAUUAAUUAAACACUUUGAAGCAAAAUUAAGUUAUUUUAAAAAGAAGUUUGUCAGUAGGCUGUGGAAACCAGAGACAGAGGUGAAACAGCCUCGCACUGGGACAACUGACUGUCUUCAGUACCUUCUGUGAGUUAUAAUGAUCUAUGAUGGUUAGAUCUUAGGUGUAUACUCAAUUAGAAGUACAAAUACAUGUUUAAAAUGUACGUGAAAAAGUACAUUAACCAUCCCCAAAAAUCUACUCAAUUUCAGUAAAAGUACAAUAACCAUCCCCAAAAAUCUACUCAAUUUUAAGUAAAAGUACAUUAACCAUCCCCAAAAAUCUACUCAAUUUCAGUAAAAGUACAAUAACCAUCCCCUAAAAAUCUACUCAAUUUUAAUAAAAGUACAAUAACCAUCCCCAAAAAUCUACUCAAUUUCAGUAAAAGUACAAUAACCACCCCCAAAAAUCGACUCAAUUUUAGUAAAAGUACAAUAACCACCCUCUAAAAUCUACUCAAUUUUAGUAAAAGUACAAUAACCACCCCCAAAAAUCGACUACAUUUUAGUAAAAGUACAAUAACCACCCCCAAAAAUCUACUCAAUUUUAGUAACUUGUGUCUUUGUACUUAGUUACUCUCCACUUUGAAUUUGACAUAUUUUAACACGCAAUACUUAGAUCAGCUUUUACCUACAUGUUUUCCCUUUGUAAACCUAACUUGAUUUAACAGGGUCCAUUUUACGUUAGGCUGGCCACGCUAAAGAUCAUAAAUAUAUCUGUACAUUCCACAUCUUUACCAUUCCUCUCACAAUAGAAGUUUAUGUAGCACGUGUUACAUCUCAUCUGAGGUCUAACGAAAGGGCUAAGGGCUACACUGACGGCAGAAAACUGGACAAAGUUCAUUUCAAAAUCAAACUGAAAUUUUCGUUUGCAGCUUAAUUGUGAAAUGUUACUUCAUAAUACGUUUUUACUGUGUGUUACGAAAACAAUACAAAACAAUGGACUGAACUCACUUUCAAAACUGGAUAUAAACCUGUAAUAUAUCAGUUAAUACAUUUCUCAUCUACCAGGCUGAGUCUACUACUCAUCUUAUUGUAAUUUGAUGUAUAGUAUUUAACCACUUGAAACUUUGUAUGCUUUUGUGCUGUCAUUUGUCAUUCAAAAACAUGGCAAAAACACAAAGACUUCCUAUAUGUACAGAUAUUUUGCUACUUUUUUACUUAACAUUACCAGAUGGUUAAUAUUGUACAUACUGUUUAAACAUUGCCUUGAAUGUUUUAUUUUAACUUAUAGUUUUUAUGUUGUCGUCUUAUUUGUGUAUUUAAUAAGAAGCCAAAAUCGGACAUCUCACUCCAUAAAGGGGGGACACUGGAUCACGUACUUUGAAGGUGGAUCAAAGUCAGUUAUUAACACAGGAAGCAUGUCAUAAAAUACAAAAUGGACCAUAAUAACUAUAUAUAUAUUAUUAUUAUUGUUAUUAUUAUUAUUAUUGUUCAAAAUGGUGGUUAAAAGCUUAUCUGUGGAGAGCUGUGGCUUUGAAGCUCCUGUUUUGACUGCAAUUAUGUUCACUAAAGCCAUUCAUUUGCAUCUCACUCUGUAACCGUCAUGUCUCUACUCUGGCAUGUUUUGAACUUUAGGCAGUUUAUGGUUAUUAUCACAUAACAAUUUAGAUUUUCAAUGAAUAUGAUCAAAUAAACUAUGUUGAAUAAUA